AUGGGAACUGAGACCAUGAGUUGGAAAAGUCUGUGCCAGUUUGAUAAGACGCCACAGAUUACAGUAAAGUCAGAUGAGGUAAUGACCAAGAUUGGUAUAGUAUCUACAGUUGAUAGAUGGCAGAUGAGUGAUUUGAUGGAACCUGGUGUUGAGAUGGAGAUUCUAGAUGAGUAUUUUAAUUCAUCUACUCCUGCCACAAUAACUGCCAACAUUAACUCUAUUCCCAUGCUUAAUGGGACAAAUUUCAAGGCUUGGAAAGGAAAAUUACUUGUAAACCUUGAUUGCAUGGAAUUAGACUAUGCAUUAAGGCAAGAACAACCUUCACCUCUUACUGCAGAAAGCACUCCUGAUGAAAAGAUGGAGUUUGAGAGAUGGGAUCGUUCUAAUCGCAUGAGUCUAAUGAUCAUGCAACAAUGCAUUCCAGAAGCCUUCGGAGGCACAGAAUCUGAAGAGAUCACUAAGGCCAAGGAUUUCCUCGAUGCAAUUGAAAAACGUUUCGCUAGAAAUGAUAAGGCUGAAAUGACUUCACUUCUGGCUUCCUUGAUGUCCAUGAAGUAUAAGGGUCGAGGAAAUGUUAGGGAGUACAUUAUGGAAAUGUACCAAAUUGCUUCAAAACUUAAGGCACUUAAGAUCGAGCUUUCUGAGGAUUUUCUUAUUCUUAUGGUUUUGAUAUCGCUUCCUGCACAUUUUAAUCAGUUCAAAGUCAGUUAUAACUGUCAAAGGGAGAAAUGGACUCUAAACGAGCUCAUUUCUCAUUGUGUGCAAGAGGAAGAAAGGUUGAAGCAAGAUAAAACUUAA
Messenger RNA from Humulus lupulus (European hop), 798 nucleotides. RefSeq lists its product as uncharacterized. The record is from RefSeq and is a predicted model, not a curated record. The transcript is spliced from 3 exons. The coding region runs from base 1 to 798 and encodes 265 amino acids. NCBI's taxonomy places the organism in Eukaryota, Viridiplantae, Streptophyta, Magnoliopsida, Rosales, Cannabaceae.